CUUCCGGAAGUGGAGAGAAGAAAAACCGAAAACAAAAACAAGGGCAGCCAUGUUAACGAAGUCAAAGUCGAUCAUCUGACAGAAAAAUUAUGUAAAAAUAGUAGAAAUGAAAACAAACCCUGCAUUGUAGGAUCUCUGCUUUUUAAUACAGGAUGCCCACAGACUGUCCCAUCCCACGGCGUGUGACCGGGCUGUAUGUAUUUGCUGUGAUUAACCUCAUCUGUCUAUUUCAUGCCUCCUCUGUGUCCUGUGAUAUAGAAGUGAGAAGAACUUCGACCAAUGACACAGUGAAUUCCUUUCAGGAGGAACCAGCGAGUUUCGGACCAAACAUUCCAGAAAAUGGAAUUUACGGCUAUGUGUUGGCUGUUGAGCCAGAUAGAGGGACUAAGAAGUGCACCCAGUACUACCCCAAUACUCCAAAGUUGAAUAUUUCUGAACAGAUGACUUGGAUAGCAUUAAUGCAAAGAAAUGGAUGCAAGUUCGAUGAAAUGGUUCAUUAUGCUCAGAAACUAGGCUAUGGGGCGGUGAUUGUGUACAAUAGUGACGGAGAUGAUCAGCUUUUACCUAUGGGAGGAGAUAAAGAGUCAGGGAAGGUGGCCAUUCCCUCGGUGUUUGUGGGAUAUACUGCGGGAAGUAUCAUGAAAAACAACUUUCAAUAUGACGUUAAUAAAACGUUUUAUAUCAAAAUAGAAAAAGAUGAAUUGUUUGACAAACCAUAUCUCAUCUGGCCGUUUGCGGUUGUCGUGGGAACAUGUUUUGUUUUAAUGCUUCUAUUUAUGCUCUUUAAGUGGAUUAGGGAUUGUCAAAGGAAACGGAAAUCUCGACUUUCAUCAAAACAUCUGAAAAAGAUUCCAGUCAAAAAGUUUAAGAAAGGAGAUAGUUACGAGACCUGCGCUAUUUGUUUAGAUGAUUACGAAAAUGGUGAUAAAUUAAGAGUGCUUCCCUGUGCUCACGCCUACCACUGUAAGUGCAUUGAUCCCUGGUUAACUAAGAGAAAGAAGACUUGCCCUGUGUGUAAGAGAAAAGUGAUCCCUGGCGCUAAUCCCGACUCGGAUUCGGAAUCGGAGGAGGAGGAGGAGGAGGGAUCAAGCAACAGUGAACGAACACCACUGCUGGGUGGAAAUAACAACACACGGCGAUCGACAUUCGACAAUUCAGUGACACGACCAGCUCGCUUCAAUGAUUACACAUAUGAGUCCUGUGAUUUGCUCUUCAUCAGCUGAAAAAAGAUGAGUAUUACCCAUAAUGCUUCUGGAAAAAUGUCGCCGUCACUGCGGUGUACUUCAUUGACAAUCCUGUAAUUAAAAUAAUUUGAUUGUUUAUAAAUACCAGGAACAUUUUUAAAUUCUAGACAAGUUUCUCAUAGCUUCAAACGGUUUGUUUUUGCUUGGUUUGAGAGAAGAAGAAGAAAAAAUUGCAGCUAAUAUGACGUCACAAUGUAACUGUUUACAUCCACUGUGUUAUAUUUCCCGCGUUAAAUGAAGAAGCGGGUAAAAUGUUUAUAAAUCAUGUUGCAAGAUGGUAAUGGGCUUCGCUCGUCUCAAUGGUCACACUUUACAACAUAUUAUUGCUAAAAUACAUACAAAAACACUUGAUCAACAAAGCACUUGCGAAUUUAUUUUCUUCUUUUCAUCCAUGAGUCAUUUUGCGAUAAUUACUCGCAUAAAAUAAGGAAUCGACAGUAAUUAGCCGAGUUGCGUAGCAAAUCUCGGCUUUUAAAUUGGCGAAGGAUGGUCGGGCAGGCGGCAUCCACAAUUAGCUUGUCUGGUCUCUAACUUUCAUACUUUUUGGUGCAUCUGUGUGAGACUUACAUAACAUGAUCACAUCCAAAAGAGGAAGGUUCCUAUUUAUUUUGAGGUCAAAAGGUCAAGGUCACUAAAUGCCAUAGAUUUAGCUUGUUCGGUCUCUAACUUUCAUACUACUAGAGGCAUCUUUGUGCAACUUACAUAACAUAAUCACAUUCAAAAGAGGAAGGUUCCUAUUUAUUUUGAGGUGAAUUGUCAAGGUCACUUUGUCACUAAAUGCCAUAAAUUUGAGUUUUUCCGGCCUCUAACUUUCGUACUGCUUGGUGCGUCUUUGUCAGACUUCCAUAUUUUGAUCACAUCCAAAAGAGGAAGGUUCCUAUUUAUUUUGAGGUCAAAAGGUCAAAGUCUCUUUUUUACUAUAUACACUAGAUUUGAGCUUGCCUUUCAACUUUUAUGUAUGUACUUGCUGGUGUGUGUUUAUCAGACUCCAAAUCCUGAUGACAUUCAAGAUUCAUGUUUUUUUUUUAAAUCCAAAGGUCAAGGUUAUUAUCACACUAAACACCUAUUGCGGCCAUUCAAAGCUUCAUACUUAAAAACUAUAUUAAAUACAUGCAUGUUUUUACUUCAUGAAUGCAAGCAUGCAUAAUUUUCCAAACUGCAACUCGGCCAUACGCAUCUUUGAUGCAUUUUAGCGAUUUUUUUUCAUUAUUUGUUGCAUGUAUUGAGACAUUGGAGUUAUGUGUUGUGGGUAAUGUUCCAUUCAUGCUUUCUUGGUAAUAUCUGGGUAAUGUCCUAUUCAUGCUUUCUGAGUAAUAUUCCAAUAGUGUAUUCUGGGUAAUGUUCUGGAUAAUGUUCCAGUUUGAAGAAUAAUUCACAGGAAAGAAUCAAGUAAUUUGAAUGUUAGUACCAAAAGUGAAAUUCAAAGGAAUAUGUAUAACAGAACCCAGAUGUUACUUUAUGAGAUCAAGGAUUUUGAGAAAUAUCAGAAUUUGAAAUUGGGAGUCAAUUUGCUUUGUUUAAUAGGGAAAAAAUUGGGACCUAUACCAAACUAAGAAAUCUUGAGAAGUUUGAGCAAUCAAAAGUCACCUGUACAUAUUUGAAUUGUCUUUUGUAGGAUUGCCUGAGGUCGUGAGAACAGAAGUUCAACGCGUACAAAUCAGAAGGCAGUCACACUCCAGUGAUUCAGAUUCCUCGGAGGAUGAAGUUGACAUUGUAGAAGCAGACAUCACCAUGGAAACCUCAGAAGAAGAGGAUGAUUCAACGCCUGAUGAGGCAAGAGCGGGUCCCUCUGGCAUUAGCAAUGCAGCUUUCACAGAAGUGGACACAGCUUCCCACACAGGAGUGGAUCAAGCUUCUGUAAGCCAAGUGGAGGUGGAUGUGACAGGCAGACAGACAGUGGAAGACAAAGCAUCCAAUCAUAUUGUGUAGGGAUGUCAUGUGAUGCAGGAGCGGAAAGGUGGGGGGAGGCAAAAACUCCUCAAACCCCUUGUUAAUGGCCUGUGACUUGUGUAUAGGCAUUUGUUGAACUCUGAAUCUCUGAUAUAAGAGAUGAUCACUUUGCAUGUAGUUAUACCGAGUUAUUUCUUGAAUAUGAUAUGGAUAUUGUUCAUGCUCAGUAAACAAGCUACACAUUCUUUCAACAUUUUCCACAGCUGGGAGUUGCUGGGCAUUAACUUUGAUAUUGUCAUAUAUAACAGUCCUGUUUGUUUUAUGUAGAGUUUCACUGAAAGCUUAUGGAUAUAUGUUAUAUACAGGUAACUCUCGAAUUAUCGCCACUCAAUUCAUCGCCAUUUUCGUUAUAAUACCGCAUUUUUCUAGGAACAUUUUCCCUGUUACUUAAAACUCUCGUUAAAACGCCAAAUUCGCUAUCGCCAUUUGCCACAGUGUUUUCAUUACAAAAUUCCAUUUCAACGUGUUAAUUAUCUCGAUAAACCGCCAUGGGUGUACAUGGUCAGUGAAGCAGUAAAUUGGUCAUUAUCGAUCUCCGGCGUACACCUGGACAGAAGGAUCCCAGUAAUUGCUGUAUUGAAUAAAUAACUCGAGAUGAACUGUAAUAAAGUUGUUUAUACAUCAUAGAAACACAUUUCAAUUUAGCUAUGGCUUCGCCACGAAAGAGGCGACAUCUUAGCAGCAAAGGAUGCAAUUCUUGUCAACCCUGAGUCCCUGAUCCAAUCUCUAAAGGCUCGCCUGCCAGGAAACGGCACUGCAGUGCACUCAAUACUGACUUAGAAAAGGCGUUGUUUAUGUGGUUUACGCAAGUCAGGACAAAAAAAACCCAACAUUCCUGUUACCGGGGAUAUGAUAAUUGAAAAGGGAAAACAGUAUGGUGCAGAGCUAGGAAUAUCCAAUUUCAAAUAUUCUGAAGGGUGGCUAACUCGUUUCAAACAACGUCAUGGAAUUUCUUCCAGAAUUAUAAGCGGUGAAAGUGCCGGAAUUGAUGUGAGUUUGAUAACUGAUGGCCGGAAAGAGGCAAUAGAAGUAAUGAAAAAUUAUGAUUUGAAAGAUAUUUAUAACAUAGACGAGACAGUAUUGUUUACCAAAUGUUACCCGAUCGCUCACUUACAUAAGUAUUGUAAAUAGAGGAAAGAUAACUCUUACAUAUACAAGAACGGUAACUAUAUUUCUUCAAGAUGGCAGUAAUUCAAUUCAUCGCCAAAUUCGUUAUAAUGCCAUAAUUUCAUAAGAACAAAAGGUGGCGGUUUAUCGAGAGUUGACUGUAGUUAUAAUAUGUGUACCCAUUCACAAAUUCCAAAGUGUUUCCCCAAGGUGGGGCGUCCCUAUAUGGCAGUACUGGUGUUCGUGUGUGUGUGUGUGGGGGGGAGGGUAUGCUUAAUUGAUAGUACAAGUGAUUAUAAUUAGCGAUUAUAAUGGACAUCACUAGGUUUGGUGUACUACAUUUAGCUUACGUGUAUGUGAUUGUUGUAGUGUCGUGUAUUCUCCAGUGUUAGAGAGGCGGAUGAAUAUACAUGUUUCUUUUUUGUGUGAGGUGAAGAAUUUCAUAAAUGGCAGCCAUUUAGGAAAUGAUAUGUGCUUUUUGUGUUUGAAUUUCACGUCAUUUGUUUAUAACUUGUAUGUUGGUUGAUGCACAGAAUCAACAAAGAAAAAAGCACUGUGUAGAAAAUGUUAAACAACCGGCUUAUUGAUAUGAAAAUAUUAUUUAACGAGGCAUGUGGAGUGCUUCAGCUUGGCACACGUAAAUCAAAUUAACACCCAAGUGUAUUGAAGUACUCAGCAUUCCUUGGGCAUUGUGUUAUAUACCGAGACAGAAUUAGACCAGCUCUCUUUGCUGAGUAUUGUUUUUAAAACAGGAAAAAGUUGCUCAAGAUUUUAAUAGUUUUUGUUUUGGGUUUUUUAUUACCUCACCAGGUCUUCAGACUUAAGCAAGCUUUUCUGAGCAAAAUUUGUUUGUUGUUUUCACUCUUUUUGAUUUCUUCGCAAGAAUCACUUGACCAAUUUCAUUGACACUUGGCACAAAGUAGCCUUUGGUAAAAAGAGUUAAGGUUUGUGAAAUGAAGAGCCAUGCUCUUCCCAAAGAGAGAUAAUCGUGAAAUGGGAUGGGAUAUUUAUGGUAAUUCUUUAAAAGAACCACUUAACCAAAAAAACUUUAAAUUUUACAUAAAAGCCUCCUGAUAAAGAAUAGAUUCAAGUUUGUCACGCUUUGAUAUUGGGGUCAGGAUGGGGCAGCAAUUGGGAUUUAAAGUUUUAUAUUGGAAUAUAUUUGAAAAAUCUCUUUGAUAACCAUCAGGGUACGAUUUACUAUAUUAAUGUGCAAGCAUUCCCAUGUAAUGUAGUUUCAGGAAUUUUUUUAAAUUAUGACCCAUGUGGCCUGGGCAGGGGCUCCAAGUUCAAACUUGAAAUACAGAUAUUUCAUCUACUCAAGAACCAUUAGAGUAAAAUGUGUCAUAUCAAUAUGAAAACAUCUUGUAGUGUCGAUUCAAGUUUAACGGUGGGGCGAGGUUAAGGGCACGAAUAGUUUUUUAAAAUAAGUUUUCUCAUUUUUUCAAAAACAAGAUACAAUCUAAGAAUUUAUUAUUUAAGCAUUUACAUGUACAGUGUAUAUUCAGUAUCAAGUUUGUCCAAAUCCUGUGUCCACGGCUAUGCAAUGUGUUUACUGGUAUACAUAGGAAUAUUUAAUGUUUUAUGUAGGAAUAUUUAGUAUUUUCCUUAAAAUUCUAAGAGGAGGUUUACAAUAGGGGUUAAAGAAUCUACAUGUAUAUUCUUAGUGUCCCCAAGUUAUGUUCUGUGGCUCAUGGACCUCAUGUUCAAUUUGAAAAGUUUCUAACAUACUACAUAUUAAGGGCUGAGGAUAUUUGCUUCAGUAGGGCUGAGAUAUGAUACUACAUAUUAAGGGCUGGGGAUAUUUGCUUCAGUAGGGCUGAGAUAUGACACUACAUAUUAAGGGCUGGGGAUAUUUGCUUCAGUAGGGGUGAGAUAUGACACUACAUAUUAAGGGCUGGGGAUAUUUGCUUCAGUAGGGCUGAGAUAUGAUACUACAUAUUAAGGGCUGGGGAUAUUUGCUUCAGUAGGGCUGAGAUAUGACACUACAUAUUAAGGGCUGGGGAUAUUUGCUUCAGUAGGGGUGAGAUAUGACACUACAUAUUAAGGGCUGGGGAUAUUUGCUUCAGUAGGGCCGAGAUAUGACACUACAUAUUAAGGGCUGGGGAUAUUUGCUUCAGUAGGGGUGAGAUAUGACACUACAUAUUAAGGGCUGGGGAUAUUUGCUUCAGUAGGGCCGAGAUAUGACACUACAUAUUAAGGGCUGGGGAUAUUUGCUUCAGUAGGGCUGAGAUAUGACACUACAUAUUAAGGGCUGGGGAUAUUUGCUUCAGUAGGGGUGAGAUAUGAUACUACAUAUUAAGAGCUGGGGAUAUUUGCUUCAGUAGGGCUGAGAUAUGACACUACAUAUUAAGGGCUGGGGAUAUUUGCUUCAGUAGGGCUGAGAUAUGAUACUACAUAUUAAGGGCUGGGGAUAUUUGCUUCAGUAGGGCUGAGAUAUGAUACUACAUAUUAAGGGCUGGGGAUAUUUGCUUCAGUAGAGCGAGAUACGACACACAUGAACUUCUGUUAUUGUCAUGUGAUUCCUAUGUAACAGUUAAAGGUUUACUCGUUCGUGUUCGUAGUGUUCAUGUUCAUAUAAAGUGUGCAGUUUGUUUUCAAUGUGAUUGGUAACACUAGCUCUGGCUUCAUGAACAUAAACUGAGAUUAAAAGAGCGAGUUUCCUCCAAUCCGUUAGAUGUUACGUGUGCAAGUCAAUAACGUGCAUGUUAUGAUUACAUUUGAAUAGGAUAAAGUGUUGAUGUAAUUAAUACAAGCAAAGGGUAUAUAUACAAAAUCUCGUUCUUGAUUUAAGUCCAUCGUCAGGUUAUGAGCAUUCAGCCUGGUUUGUAUGUAAAAUGUGUGUUUACGAUUGUAUACAUCCAUUAGAUAUUAGAAUAUUAAAAGGUUGCAUCAUCUUUGGUAAUUUUCAGAAUAAUUUAUAAUGCAUUUGUACUUUAUUACAAUAAACAGAUAAAAUUAUGAUAUUUUCAUACAUCUACUGUGAUAGUUAACUGUGCAAUUUCACUUGCAUGCAAUGAUGUUUGCCUUUGUGAAUGUAGUCAAACAUGGAUAUUAUUGUUUCAUUUGAAUGUUUAUUCAUGUUGAAUGAUUUGUUAGUUAAAAAUAAUUAUUUCAAAUGAUGUGUGUAUAAUCCAAUGUCAAGGACAUUUCAUUUCAUUGUUUUCAAUCUGACACUGUAACCCACGGCUUGUCUUAAAUGUACAAUGGAUAUUUACUCCCGAGUCGAUCAUUUUUAUUAUGUAUUUGCUUUUGUUGUAUGAUACGGGAGUUUUGCAUUCCUUAUAAGAACACUUCCUUUAUCACGCCCCCCUGUAUCACCACGCUUUUGUUUACUCUUUAUCAUAUCUUUCUAGAACAUUCGUAGUUUUUUUUUUGGAUAGGAAGCAAACAACCUUUUGGAAACAAAGGAGAAAUGAAAGUCAGGAAGAGAGUUAGAAUUGGGAGAAAGAAUGUUGGAAUAUAAUAUUUGAAUUGUGGUUCGUAUUUUCAAUUAUUUAAUAAAAGGAACAAUCCAUGUAUCUGUCGCGCCCUGUAUCAACCAUCCACCAAUAUCGGCCCCAAGACUCUCAAGUUGAAAUUAAGAGUCUCGGAUUGAUGCAGGACGCGAUACAGAUUUUGCCAAUAACUAUUAUUGUCCAUGUACAAAAUUUCCAGUUAUGUUAUUGUUUGCUUUGUCACAUGAGGUUUUUAUGGCAUGUUUUAUUUGUAGUGUGAAAGGCAACUUUUACUUUAACCGGAUUUAAUACGUGUCAGAAUUUUUUUUUUUAUCAUUCCUUAUGUAGUGAUACGCUAGAAUACAGAGUUUAUACGUUUAAAUAUUUACUUGUACUUGAGUGGACUGCGAUAUACUAAAAUACCAGAUUUUAUGUGUAAAUAUCUGCUUAGACUUGAGUUGAUUUUGAUAUAAUACUGAAAUACUAGAUUUUAUGUGUAAAUAUCUGCAUAGACUUGAGUUGAUUUCGAUACAUGUACUGCUGAGGAGCAGGACAUCUUCCAAGAAAUUAAUUACUAAAAGAAUAAUUAACAAUCUGUAAAUGAAAACCCUAGUCAGCAUCAUCAAUGAAUACUCUGGAAUGUACCUGGUUAAAGUCAUUAAAAAUUCUCGUGGACCACGAGCCUAGCUGUA
This is a messenger RNA of Ostrea edulis (European flat oyster), 8430 nucleotides long. Its product is annotated as E3 ubiquitin-protein ligase RNF13-like. Lineage: Eukaryota; Metazoa; Mollusca; Bivalvia; Ostreida; Ostreidae. Bases 153 to 1223 code for a protein of 356 amino acids. Gene Ontology annotation, cellular component: nucleoplasm; cytoplasm. The transcript is spliced from 11 exons. The record is from RefSeq and is a predicted model, not a curated record.